Lathyrus oleraceus (garden pea) is the source of this 1080-nucleotide messenger RNA. RefSeq lists its product as uncharacterized. Gene Ontology annotation, molecular function: DNA helicase activity. The record is from RefSeq and is a predicted model, not a curated record. The transcript is spliced from 5 exons. Lineage: Eukaryota; Viridiplantae; Streptophyta; Magnoliopsida; Fabales; Fabaceae. Bases 1 to 1080 code for a protein of 359 amino acids. Gene Ontology annotation, biological process: DNA repair; telomere maintenance.
AUGGCAAGUUUAAGAAGUAGAGGAGAAAUUAUCUUAGCAACUGCAUCAUCUGGUAUAGCUGCAACAUUGUUACCCGGUGGUAGGACUGCACACUCUCGAUUUAAGAUCCCUAUUGAUAUUCAACCGAGUUCCAUUUGUGGUAUUGAAAAGCAAAAGGAUCUUGCAAAUCUCAUUAGAGUUGCUGCCACAAUCAUUUGGGAUGAAGCACCAAUGACAAACAAAAAUUGUUUGGAAGCCUUGGAUCGAUCAUUACAAGACAUUUGUAGCAACAAUGCUCCAUUUGGUGGAAAAGUUCUGAUCAGGGGGGGGGCGGAUUUUCGUCAAGUUCUUCCUGUUGUAAGAAAAGGUACUAAGGCACAAAUGAUUUCAGCGUGUAUUGUUCAGUCUCAUUUAUGGAAUCAUACCAAGAUUUUGCGUUUGCGUCAAAAUAUGCGAUCAUUGCAUGAUCAAGAGUUUGCAGAAUUUCUUAUUCGCAUUGGUGAUGGUGUUGAACCUACCAAACCAGAUGACAUGGUGAGGUUACCUUUACAUAUUGCAAUCCCAUGGGAAGGUGAACAUUCCAUACAGGUACUUAUCCAACAUAUUUUUCCUAAUUUAGAAUUGCAUGGUUGGGAUGCCCCAUAUAUGGUACAAAGAGCUAUUUUGACACCAACAAAUGAUGAUGUCCAGAAAUUGAAUGAUAUGAUUAUCGAUCAGUUUCCAGGAGAAGAACAUAAUUUGUUAUCGUGUGAAGAGGUUGAAGGAGAUAAUCAUAAUUUAUACCAGCAAGAAUUCUUAAACUCAAUUGCACAAGCCAAACUAGAACACGAUGAAAUCUUUCAAUUAUGUAAGGAGUUGAGACGAAAGAAUGUUGAAACUUGCUUCAACAUGAAAAUAACAGACUUUGAAGAUAAAUGGAACACAUGGAAGGAUGAACAAAGUAUUUCAUCCAUCGACAAACUCGACAAUAAAUUUUUUAAAUCUCAAGAGCGCAUUGAUAAAGGGAUGUACGAAGAAUUGAUUCGAAUCUUUAUAAGAGAAAAAGAAAAUACUUCGAAUAGAGAUUUCAUGUUCGGCAUUCCUUUUAAAGAACGUCAUUGA